AAAAUGAACUUAAUAAUUAAAAUUCGACAUUAUCUACUGUAGUGCUAUCUAAAAAGUAAAAAUUUAUAACUGACAAAACACAAUGAAUUGACUUUAAAAGUACAAGCAACUGAGGAACAGAAACUUGAUGUUAAAACGAAAAUAUUUUAAAUUGUUGUGGAAGUGUAGGACCAACAGUCUGUAAUAAUUUAAUUAUACACUGAUAAACGCAUAAAAUGAUGAACUAUGUUCAUUUGUUAUUAAUUUUUUUUUAWGUUACAAGUARAAUGUGAUUAUACUUUGUACAAGUGUUAAAUUGUUAACAUGUUCGAACUUGAAGAUUUUGAUUUAGAUGAUGAAGUAUUUCUUAAUACCCAGAUGCCUCCAUUCAUUAGUACAUCACCAAAUAAAUCAUCAAAUUUGAAUCCUGUUACUUCGAAUUUUGAAGAUGAUGAUGAAAUAUUCCUAAAUGUAUCAAAUUCAGUUUUCGAAUUGGAAUCUUCACACUCUGAAAAUAUAGAAGUUAAAAAUAACAGAACAAAAGAACAAAUUAAAAAUAAUGAUAAUUCACAAAAUAUGCUUGACGCCCAAUCCAAAUCAGAACUUACUGAAUCAWUUAAUGAAAGUCAGCCAAAUAAAAUAAAAUUCAAUUUUGAUGAUGAUUUUGAUUCUGACGAUGAAAGUUUUUUCAACACAUCCAAUAUAAUACAAUGUCCUAAGAGUUCAUUAAAAGAAAAUGGGUGUUUGGUUAAAUUGRAUUUUAAUGAUGAUCAUAAAGAGGUUUCAAUUGUCAACUCUGAAACUUACCAGAAAAAAUCUACAAAUAWAAAAAGUUUUAAUAAAACUAAUUGCAAUAGUCAUCUUAACACAACUACUACUAGUGUAAAAAUGAUGACUCCKAAAGGAACCUCUAGAAAAUUUCCUGGACCUGCUGGUCUUCUUUCGGAAAACGAAGACCUUUAUUCAGAAGAUCCUUCAAACUUAGAAUCUUUGGAUAGGUCAAUUAACAUUGGUGAAAAUGAUAACAAAGAUGAGAAUUUGUGCAUUCAAGCAAAUGACUCAUCUUUUUCUUCGUCACCAUAUCAACAAUUUCUAUCAGAUUUUUUCGCUACUGAUGUUGAUAUUUUGUUGGAUAAAUUUAAUGUGGCAUGGAUAAAACAGAAACUGCUCCCAUACACUGCUUCUGGUCGUUUCUUCACAGAUAAAAUACCAUUCUUUGUUUCUGUUUUAAAAGAAAUUGACUGUUUAUCGCCAGAUCCAACAGUUCUACUAGCUGACAAAACAGGAUAUAUUAGAGGAACAAUUCAUAGAGCAGUUUGGAACCAAUUUAGCUGUCAAUUAAAACUAGGAGCUGUUUUGAUAUUAUCCAAUGUUGGUGUAUCAUGUCAAAAAAUACUUAAAGGAUUUACACUAAAUAUUACUAGUGAUCAUUUAGUUGCCAUUUACAGUUAUUCUUCUGAGGAUGUUCAAGAAGUAAUUGUUACUCGAACAACGGRUAUGACAAAUGAAGAAAUUGUGACUGGAGCCAAACAAUGGAACGCAUUUAAUGCGGAAGAGUUAAAUAAAAAUUCUCAUUUAGUGAUAAAUAAGAGCCGAAUGAAUGCGCUUAAUAAUUUAAAACUACACAACAUUUUGACCGAUCAUAGUUCUCAACCGUCAAAUGCCAACUAUGAAAACACAAAUAAUACUCCUGAUAAAUCAACGCAUGUCAAAAGUUUUUUUAAACCAAAAACUCCUAUAGCUCAUAAUUUAUUUAAAAAUGUUCCUACUGUUUCUAGUAAUUUCUUAGAAGAACCGCCAACUAAACGGACGAGAAAUGAAUUUCAAUCUGAAGAUCAAUAUUCAAAUAAUGAAAUCUCUAUUAUUCAAAAUAUUUUUGAAGGAAUUGAUGAAGAUGAAAUGUUUAAUGAUUUUUGUUGUUAAAGUCUAUUUUCAGCUUCAAAGUAAUUUUAUUUCAAAGGUGCUUAUAAUUUAAUUGGAUUGUAGAUUGUAAAAUUUUUUUUGUUUUGUAAUUAAAUCCUAUUGUUAGUGAUAACAGUCUAUUUUCACUGUUGAUUUCAUAAUUUAUUGUAAGCUGCAUUAUUCUUCAUGUCUACAGUAUAGAUAUAGUAUGACUGACACCCAUCUUUGAUAUAUUUUUAUUAUCUUAUCAAAUAAUAGCUCUCUUGUUAAAUGACAUAUGCACUUUAAAUACUAUUGAUUGUUGUAGCUACAACAAGUUGUGUUAGGUGUACAUUGAUUAAAAAAAAUAAAAAAUUUGUGGUACCAUUAUGCCUUUUAUAACAAUUAUAAAUGUAAGUUAAAUUGUAUGAUUAGAAUCUAAAGUCUUGUGGUGAUAUGCUCUUAUGUACCAAAACUCAAGUAUUUGUAAAGGCACUUAUUGGUUCCAAAAUUUUUAGACUACCUAUUGUAAAAUAUUGUCAUGUUCAUUUUUGGAAUUGAAAGAGUUGAUAUCUGUAUAAUUAUACAAAGUCAAACAUUGGCAUUAACAGCAAAAACUGUUGAUAAAGACAAUUAUUGUUUAUGUAAGAUUUUUACUAAAGCUACAUAAAAAGGAAAUCAAUUAUGUCAACAACAUCCAAAAUAAAAUGA
Messenger RNA from Diuraphis noxia (Russian wheat aphid), 2571 nucleotides. RefSeq lists its product as uncharacterized. The record is from RefSeq and is a predicted model, not a curated record. NCBI's taxonomy places the organism in Eukaryota, Metazoa, Arthropoda, Insecta, Hemiptera, Aphididae. Gene Ontology annotation, biological process: recombinational repair.